AUGGCUGAGUUUCUGGAUGACCAGGACACCAACACUAGACUGUGUGACAACUGCAAAAAGGAAAUUCCCGUGUUUAACUUUACCAUCCACGAGAUUCACUGUCAAAGGAACAUUGGUAUGUGUCCCAUCUGUAAGGAACCGUUGCCCAAAUCUGACAUGAAGACGCACGUGGCCACAGAGCACUGUCAGGUGACCUGCAGAUGUAACAAGAAGUUGGAGAAGAGGCAAUUACAGAUGCAUGAGGAGACCGAAUGUCCUCUGCGGCUUGCCCUCUGCCAGCACUGUGAUUUGGAACUUUCUGUUCUCAAACUGAAGGACCAUGAAGAUUACUGUGGGGCCCGGACAGAACUGUGUGGCAGCUGUGGACGUAAUGUCCUGGUGAAGGAUCUGAAGACUCAUCCUGAAGUUUGUGGGAAAGAGGGGGAGGAGAGGAGAGAUGCGGCCUCCCUUCCUCCCAGCACCAGUGAUGAGUCUUGGAGUCAUGAUGGAAUGUGGCUCGCAUCCCAUCUCCUCAGUCAGAUUGAGGCUUUGGAUCCACCCCUGAGGCUGCCCCUGAGAGCCUUUGAAUCGGACCUUUACCCCACCAGGACUGCCAGCCUCAGGGACGUGACAACCCAGUUCCCCAUUCAGAAUAAUCUGUUUGAAGAACAAGAAAGGCAGGCAAGGAAUAGAAGCUGCCAGCCCCCCAGAGAAGGUGGUGAAGAAAAUGCAAACUUGGACUUCAUGUUGGCCUUGAGUCUUCAGAAUGAGGGCCAGGCACCCCACAUGGCGGGAGAGGACUCGUGGAGGGCUGUGUGUGAUGCAGAGCGGCCCCGCGGAGGGCCCGGUGCCCUGAGUGACAAAAUGGGUGCAGCUGGCGAGACCAUGUUGCCUUGUGAGUUUUGUGAGGAGCUCUACCCGGAGGAGCUGCUGAUCGACCAUCAGACAAGCUGUAACCCUUCAUGUGCCUUACCACCACCACUUACCAUGGGCAGCUCUUCCCCCAAAGCCACAGUGGUGGAGGACUCUGAUGUAAUUUUUCAGAAGUUUCUGCAGCAGGCUAACAACUUAGACUCUUUCAUGGGCCUCACGCGCUUACCCACCGUGGAAGACAGCAUCAUUAUUCCAUGUGAAUUCUGUGGGGUGCAGUUGGAAGAGGAGGUACUAUUCCAUCACCAGGACCAGUGUGAUCAGCGCCCAGCCACUGCCAACACCUGUGUGAUGGAAGGCUUUCUAAGACAGGACUCCCAGUCCCGAGACAUCUCGCCAGAGCUGCCCCGGAGGCGUGUCAAACACCAGGGAGACCUGCCUUCCAGCUACAUGGAUGACAUCAAGCAGGAAGAAGCUAAAGGGCCCACCUGCCCUCUGCCUCCCAGCAGACCGCUGAACAAUAUGCUUGCUACCUGUAACCGACUGUCCAAGGCACCAUCAGGCUCCAGGCCUGGAUGCCAGCCCAGCCCUCCUCGAGUACUGAAGCUCAGCAACCCUGACAGCCCAGAUGUCCAGGGACGGAUUCAGAACAGCCCUAACAUGGCUCUGGUUCCUGAUCACCUUUCAGCAAAUCACUCUGCUCGAAAUGGCCCAGAAACCCUUGCGCCCUCCUUCCCCCAUGGGCCUGUAGGGAGACAUGGAGCAAGUGGGAGGAGUGAGGGCAGCAGGAGCUCCCGGCUCACCCCCACGGCUGUCAGCUACCGUAACAGAACCACAAAGGCUAAGAGCCCCAAGCAGUCAGGUGCGGGAGAUGCAGAAGAAGAGGAGUGA
This is a messenger RNA of Elephantulus edwardii (Cape elephant shrew), 1740 nucleotides long. It is a transcript of the gene TRAFD1, whose product is annotated as TRAF-type zinc finger domain containing 1. Bases 1 to 1740 code for a protein of 579 amino acids. NCBI's taxonomy places the organism in Eukaryota, Metazoa, Chordata, Mammalia, Macroscelidea, Macroscelididae. The record is from RefSeq and is a predicted model, not a curated record. The transcript is spliced from 11 exons.